GCGAACUGUGGAACAUCUUCAGUGUUUGGACCUCACUGUCUGAAUCAUCAGGUCCAUGAUGGUUCACUUAUUUGUUACAAUCCUACAGCAGCUACUUCGGCAUGGUCACUAUUGCAAGUAUGCGGCUGUGAUUAAAAUGCAGGCACUUUGUUUUCAAAAACGUAAGAGAAUGCCCUGACUACUAUAUUGAGGUUGGGGUGUCGUAUAGAGCCGAUUGGGUCGGUGGCAGUUUUGGAUCGAAAGAGUAGGCAUUAUGGCACCGAAAAAAGUAACUAUACUGGAACCGCCCAAGGAACCUGUUAAGUUGGACAAAAUUUCAUUGCCACUAGCAGAGUCCCCAGCAGAGAUGGAAGCCAGGAUAGCACUAGACCAAGCAGCCGAGCAGAAGGAGCUGGAUAAUGCUUGGAAGAAGAUUCCGUAUGUCGACCAGAAGGAGUUGAGAGCCGGAAACUAUUGCGGUUACGACUUGGACAUGUUACUCAAGCCAUGGCAUUAUGGAAACCAUCCUCAUGACUUUUUCAAAGCAAGCCGCUCAUCGCGGUCUAACGAUCUUGCAAAACACUACGAAUUUGAUGAGCUUCUGAAGAGGCAUGACGCCCGGAUUUUCGAGCUGGAGGGUUGGCGAAAACUCGAGUUUCUCAAGGACGACAUGCGAGGACAAUUGCGCAAGAUGUAUGCAGUCCAAAUGGAACGCCUCAGAUAUCAAAAGUUGCGGAAGCAGAUACGAGCGGAGCAGCUACAGUAUCAAAGUACUCUCCGAUGUCCGCUUUCCCCACAAACUAUAAGGUCUAAGUUCGACAGUGACGAGGAAGAGGAGGAAGAACAGACUGAAGGGGAAACUAUGGAAGGGCUGCCACCCUCCCCUUCGCCCGAGGGCAUUGAUCGCGGGGACUCGAGCUCAGGUUUAGAAUCAGGAGGAGGUGCUGCAAACUCAAAAAGGAAGAAGCAAGCUGUUCCUAGGAUGAGAUACUCUUUGUUCCAUUACGACAACCCCCGGCACCUGAAACGUUACCCGAAAGCUCCAACCCACACUACUGAGAAGGAGCCUGAGUUCUCACCUAUUCAGCAUGUUCACAACCCAGCUUGGAUUAAAGGGAAGGCGCAGCACAUCAGUGAGCUGGUACAAUUAGUGGUGAAUUUGGAUGAAUGGGAAGAGAAGCUUGCACGUAAGAAUGGUCCUCGCCAGUCCACCAAAACAACAAAACCAAAAUGAUCAGUCUCUUUUUCUUUUUUUUUUUAUUAUUUAUUUAUUUAUUUAUUUAUUUUCCGUUUUUUUGCGACUCUGCGUCAACAUGUGCACAACUUAUUGACACAGAAUCAGCAGGAUAGCAGUUUAUUGUCGUAACAAAGUCUCCAAGUAAGCAUGCACAUGCUAUUUGUCGCAUGGCCACUAAUUUCUGCAGAUGAGAGUAACUAAUAUGUUAAAAGCUUUUGUAUGAGUCAGAAUGCGAGAAAUGAUUCAUAUUAUGGUGACUGAAUGAAGUCAUAGUGGUUAAAAUACGUAUAUAUAUAUAUAUAUACAUAUAUAUAUAUAUAUAUAUAUAUAUAUAUUUAUAUAUCUAAAAGAAUAAUCAGGUUGUGCAUUGACCCAAUUUCACCUUUAAGAGUAUGGGGCUUUGUUUUGAUUUAUAUUUUGAAUCUUCCAUGUACAUUGAGGUAUAGAAUAUAAAAUUUGAAUGAAGAGAAAUUGAUGUGCUUUCUUUCAAACAUAAAUAAAUAAAAAAUAAAAAAUUAAUACUAUAAAAACUGAAAAUAGGUUUUUAAAAUUUUCAAAUACAAUUUUUACAAUUUCAUAAAAUUUUAAAAGAAACCUCAACUUUCUUUGAACUCAUAACAUUCGUCUUUUAUUUUAAAUUUUUUUUAUGUUUUAUAUACUUGUAGCAUUACAUCAUUUUUUAGAGCAUAUUCUCCUUGGAUAAUUUACAACUAUUCAGAAGAUGUCUUGUGAAAAAAGUAUAUUCAAGAUUAAUUUGAUGAGAAAUAAGUUAAAAAAUC
This is a messenger RNA of Physcomitrium patens, 1995 nucleotides long. RefSeq lists its product as uncharacterized. Lineage: Eukaryota; Viridiplantae; Streptophyta; Bryopsida; Funariales; Funariaceae. The record is from RefSeq and is a predicted model, not a curated record.